AUGGCGCCCUGGUCUUCGAAGAUCACAAAGCGAUUCAGCACUGUCCCUCCCAAUGCUCGUGAAAAUGACUACUAUGCACCAUACAACAAACUGCUCUAUACCCUCUUCCCUGCCGACUCCGACUACACGGUUGCUCCUCAAUCCUACUCCGUCAUGAACUCUCGCGACUCCGUGGAUUUCAUCAUCGAGUUUGAAGUGCGUUUGGAGGACAAACCAGUCUUUUUCGUGGAGAUAAAGGAGCCAAGCAAGAUAGCUCUUAAGUCUGCUCGUGAGGAAGCCGAUAAUCAGAUGAGGAAACGGAUGGGGGAUUUAGCCCCUGUCUGCCCUCUGGAUACCCUCAACGGAGUGAGCGCCUUCGGCACGCGGCUUUCCUUCUACUCCUACGACAAACGAACUCGUAUCCUUCCUGGCCGCAUAUCUCCUGACCCUCACAUGGAGACCGAUACAGCUCCGUUGGACCGCUGGGAUUGCGACAUUUUGGAAGACGAGGGAGCCCAACGGUUCCAAGAUCUUGUUGCAGAGAUCAAGAGGAAAUGUGACCGGCUUUAG
Molecule: messenger RNA, 549 nt
Organism: Cyclocybe aegerita
Lineage: Eukaryota; Fungi; Basidiomycota; Agaricomycetes; Agaricales; Hemipholiotaceae
Source: the annotation of a GenBank genome assembly